GUUUAACCCUUUCUUUGUCAUAAGUCGCUCGUCCGUCGACAACAUUACUGGUCAUCGCGAACACAAAUUUCUCACGAUGGCGACCGCCACGAUGACGGUGAAGCCAGAGACUCUGGCAAAGAGGUCGAAAUUGCUUCCCGAAAAUGAGCGAUUCCUACGCGCUUGCUCUGAUGUUGCGAAUGUUCUCAUUCAGGAAUAUGAAGCUAGUCGAGAUCCUAUGAGGCCCAAGAAAGACAUCAACCUCAACAAGCUGCGGGGUCAAAUUGCCAAAAAGUAUUCGCUGGCCGCGCAACCACCUCUGACUGCAAUCAUCGCAGCUGUCCCUGAGCAUUAUAAGAAAUAUAUUCUACCCAAAUUGGUUGCCAAACCUAUCCGUACCUCGUCUGGAAUCGCGGUUGUUGCAGUGAUGUGCAAACCACAUCGUUGUCCACACAUCGCAUAUACUGGAAAUAUCUGCGUCUACUGCCCAGGUGGCCCCGACUCUGAUUUCGAAUACUCCACUCAAUCAUAUACCGGCUACGAGCCGACGUCCAUGAGAGCUAUUCGAGCCCGGUACGAUCCUUUCGAGCAGGCCCGAGGACGUGUGGACCAGUUGAAGUCGCUUGGACACAGUGUAGACAAAGUUGAAUAUAUUAUUAUGGGCGGCACCUUUAUGUCACUUCCGGAGGACUACCGUGAUUCCUUCAUAUCGCAGCUUCACAAUGCGCUCAGCGGCUAUCAGACCGACAACGUCGACGAGGCCGUGCAAGCGGGCGAGAUGAGCAAUAUCAAAUGCGUGGGUAUCACAAUCGAAACCCGUCCUGAUUAUUGUUUGGAUCAGCAUUUGAGCAGUAUGUUGCGAUAUGGAUGUACUAGGCUGGAAAUAGGAGUUCAGAGUCUGUAUGAGGAUGUUGCUCGAGAUACCAACAGAGGCCACACGGUUGCUGCCGUUGCAGAGACAUUCAAACUCGCAAAGGAUGCUGGUUUCAAGGUGGUCAGUCACAUGAUGCCUGACUUGCCGAAUGUUGGUAUGGAGCGAGAUCUUGAUCAGUUUGUGGAAUAUUUUGAGAACCCGGCUUUCCGUACGGAUGGAUUGAAGAUCUAUCCUACGCUUGUGAUCCGAGGUACAGGUCUAUACGAAUUAUGGAGAACGGGACGCUAUAAAAACUAUACCCCAAACGCCCUUAUUGACAUAGUAGCACGAAUUCUUGCGCUGGUUCCUCCAUGGACCCGUAUUUAUCGAGUGCAGCGUGAUAUCCCUAUGCCGCUGGUUACCUCCGGUGUCGAGAAUGGAAAUCUUCGUGAGCUUGCCCUGAGUCGCAUGAAGGACUUUGGAACGACAUGCCGGGACGUGCGAACGCGAGAAGUCGGUAUCAACGAAGUCAAGAAUAAGAUCAGACCCUCUCAGAUCGAACUUGUCAGGCGAGAUUACACCGCAAAUGGCGGUUGGGAAACAUUCUUGGCCUACGAGGAUCCCAAACAGGAUAUCCUCAUUGGUCUUUUGCGCUUGCGCAAAUGCAGUGCUACUCACACGUUCCGUCCUGAGCUCACGGGUCAACAAACAAGUCUCGUACGAGAAUUGCAUGUCUACGGCUCUGCUGUGCCAUUGCAUGGUCGAGACGCUCGCAAAUUCCAGCAUCGUGGAUUUGGUACUCUUCUGAUGGAGGAGGCUGAACGCAUUGCUAGGGAAGAGCAUGGUAGUAAGAAGAUUAGUGUCAUUUCUGGCGUUGGUGUCCGAAGCUACUAUGCGCGUCUCGGAUAUACGCUUGAUGGACCCUAUAUGUCGAAAAUGUUGGAUGAUGAAGAGUAGAUGCUUCGCCCAAGACUUCGGGGCCUAUUGUAUAGCAAAUCCUAACGCAAUCGCAUUUCAAGGCGCUUUUGGGGCAUUUCUGGGUGUUUUGUCUUGUGGCUGAACAUGGCUUAUCCAUGUAUGAAAAACUAUGUUUACGAUGUUAGAUAUGAAUAUAAAAGUU
This is a messenger RNA of Talaromyces stipitatus ATCC 10500, 1952 nucleotides long. Its product is annotated as histone acetyltransferase, putative. The coding region runs from base 77 to 1789 and encodes 570 amino acids. The transcript has 2 exons. Lineage: Eukaryota; Fungi; Ascomycota; Eurotiomycetes; Eurotiales; Trichocomaceae. Gene Ontology annotation, molecular function: iron-sulfur cluster binding; acyltransferase activity, transferring groups other than amino-acyl groups. Gene Ontology annotation, cellular component: elongator holoenzyme complex; cytoplasm; nucleus. The record is from RefSeq and is a predicted model, not a curated record. Gene Ontology annotation, biological process: tRNA wobble base 5-methoxycarbonylmethyl-2-thiouridinylation.